Phaeoacremonium minimum UCRPA7 is the source of this 1122-nucleotide messenger RNA. Its product is annotated as putative mannan polymerase complexes mnn9 subunit protein. Gene Ontology annotation, biological process: cell wall mannoprotein biosynthetic process; protein N-linked glycosylation. The record is from RefSeq and is a predicted model, not a curated record. Lineage: Eukaryota; Fungi; Ascomycota; Sordariomycetes; Togniniales; Togniniaceae. Gene Ontology annotation, cellular component: mannan polymerase complex. The transcript has 2 exons. Gene Ontology annotation, molecular function: alpha-1,6-mannosyltransferase activity. Bases 1 to 1122 code for a protein of 373 amino acids.
AUGGCGCGACCAUUGGGGCCUGUCCGUCUGAAGAAGGCGAAUCCCUUCACGCUGCUUCUCGGCGCCGUCCUAUGCAUCUUCAUCCUCUACUUCCUCAUAUCUCCUGGCAGUAGCGAUUUCUCUGCUGCCAGGAAGUCCGCCGCCGCGCUCCAUCCCUUAUCACCGCCGACAUCCCCCUUUCGCAAGACGCCCAAGUCUGCCAACGGCAAGAUCGCACCACCCCCCGUCACCCAUUACAAGAUGAACAACAUCACUACCACGGCCACCCCAGUCGAGAACAAGGAGGCUGUUCUCGUUCUGACUCCGAUGGCCCGCUUUUACCAGGAGUACUGGGAUAAUCUCCUGCGGUUGUCCUACCCUCACGAGCUCAUCACAUUGGGCUUCAUUCUGCCCAAGAACAAAGAAGGCAAUGCGGCUACAACAGCUUUACAAGCACAGAUUGCAGAGACCCAGAAGGGCCCCGAGAAGGACCGAUUCAAGAGCAUAAUCAUACUGAGGCAGGACUUCGACCCACCCCUGACCUCUCAAGACGAGAGCGAAAGGCACAAGAUGCAGAAUCAAAAGGUGCGCAGAGCAGCCAUGUCAAAGGCACGCAACUCACUCCUUUUCACGACCCUGGGACCAGCAACCUCCUGGGUGCUUUGGUUGGACGCCGAUAUUGUCGAGACACCGCCUACCUUGAUACAGGAUCUUGCGGCACAUGACAAGCCCAUUGUCGUACCGAACUGUUUCCAGAAGUUCUACAACUCUGAGCAAAAGAAGCAGGACGAGCGGCCAUACGACUUCAACAACUGGCAAGACAGUCCGACCGCGCAAGAUCUUCGGUCGAGGAUGGGACCUGAUGAUAUUUUACUCGAGGGCUAUGCGGAGAUGCCGACUUAUCGAGCCCUCAUGGCGUACCUGUAUGAGGCAGGUGCCGAUAGGGAUCUAGAGAUACCCCUGGAUGGUGUGGGCGGUACUGCAGUCCUCGUCAAGGCAGACGUCCACAGAGACGGCGCCAUGUUCCCUGCAUUCUCUUUCUAUAACCUGAUUGAGACGGAAGGCUUCGCGAAGAUGGCGAAGAGACUGGGGUGGCAUCCAACCGGACUGCCGAACUACAAGGUUUACCACUACAAUGAGUAG